AUGCGAAGUGUCAGAAGCCAGGAUCGACUUCAAGGAUUUGACCAUAAACCUGAGAGAACAUUUCACAGGAGGUUGAGGGUAGCAAGGGACAUGAAUAAUAUUCAGGCACUUGUUCAAUUUCCUGGGAACAUGGCAAAUGAGCAAUAUAUGGCUAUUCAGGAGGUAGCAAUGCCCAGUAUUGCUAAUAUUACCUCCAGCAUAGUGAAGCCCAGAAUCACUGGGCACUUUGAGCUGAAACAGAGCAUGAUCCAACUACUUCAUGCAAACGGCUUGGGAAAGGUUCAAGGGGCUACUCAGAGACUGUCUCAUCACAAUCAGACAAAUGAAGUGUUAGUUCACACUUUCAUAGAAGGGCUCCAUCCCCAAACAAAAAUUGUAGUAGAUGCUGCAGCUGGAGGUCAAGUAUUGGAGAAAAUCUUUGAUAAAAUUAAUGCAUUAUUGAACAAAUUCUCCAAAAGCAAUCCGGAUUGGCAAAGAGAGAUGGGUAGGAACCUGGUACAAAUAUCACCAGGGGUUCUUGAAUUAGAUGUUGUCUCAUCAUUGUCAGCACAGGUCUCUACACUGACCAACCAAGUCAAUCAGAUGACAAUGAUCAUUAACAAGCAACAAGCCCAGCCAGUGCAACAAGUUCAAAUAUUUUAUGAAGUAUGUGGAGAGGGUCACAUGAGCAAUCUAUGGCCAGCAAAUCCAGAGUCUUAUGGGGACACUUACAAUCCCAACUGGAGGAAUCACCCAAACUUCUCCUGGGGUGGAAAUCAAGGCAAUCGGAAUCAAUACCGGCCUCAAGCACCUCAACAACAAUGCAGAUCACCUCAGGCUGAACAACAAGCUAGCCUUGAGGAGAUGAUGAAGAAAUUGAUGGCCGACCAAGCCCAAAAUACUAGACCAGUAGGGGCUCUUCCUAGUGAUACUGAGCCCAAUCCUAAAUCUCAAGUCAAUGCAGUUACCUUGAGAAAUGGAAGAGCAUUAGAAGAAGUUCCAAAGAAAAAGAAGAAUACAGCUCAUCCUGAAGGAGAAUUAGUUCCCAAACCAGUUGAGGGGAAUAAGAAAGAUAAUAAAGGACCCGAGCCAGUAAUUGAGACUAGGCCACCACCUCCGUUUCCACAAAGACUGCAAAAGCAAAAAGAUUAUGCUAUGUACAAGAAAUUCCUAGAUAUUUUGAGCCAAGUGAGUGUGAAUUUGCCUUUAGUGGAAAUUUUGCAUGAAGUGCCUAAGUAUACAAGGUAUCUCAGAGAUAUUGUGGCAAACAAACGAAGACAUGUAGAGUUCGAAGCAGUUGCACUUACUGAAGAGUGA
Molecule: messenger RNA, 1296 nt
Organism: Nicotiana tabacum (common tobacco)
Lineage: Eukaryota; Viridiplantae; Streptophyta; Magnoliopsida; Solanales; Solanaceae
Source: RefSeq, a predicted model, not a curated record